Lottia gigantea (owl limpet) is the source of this 1566-nucleotide messenger RNA. RefSeq lists its product as hypothetical. The coding region runs from base 1 to 1566 and encodes 521 amino acids. The record is from RefSeq and is a predicted model, not a curated record. Gene Ontology annotation, biological process: heparan sulfate proteoglycan catabolic process; glycosaminoglycan catabolic process. NCBI's taxonomy places the organism in Eukaryota, Metazoa, Mollusca, Gastropoda, Lottiidae. Gene Ontology annotation, molecular function: N-sulfoglucosamine sulfohydrolase activity. The transcript is spliced from 7 exons.
AUGUUUCUCCAUAAUGUUGGAAUUAUUUUUUUCGUGUUGAACUACGUUACAGUACAUUGUAAACCAAAAAAUGUUUUGGUUCUUCUUGGUGAUGAUGUAGGAUUUGAAAGUCAAAUUUAUGAUAAUAAAAUCUGCAAAACACCCAAUUUGAAUAAAUUGGCAUCUAGAAGUGUGGUGUUUAAUCAAGCCUAUACAUCAGUUAGUAGUUGUUCUCCUAGCAGGUCAGCCAUCUUGACUGGUUUACCUCAACAUCAGAAUGGAAUGUACGGUCUGCAUCAUAGUGUUCAUCAUUUUAAUAGUUUUGAUGAUGUUCGUAGUUUACCUUAUUUACUUCAAAAAGCUGGUAUUAGAACAGGUAUUAUUGGUAAGAAACAUGUUGGACCAGAAUAUGUUUACCCUUUUGAGUUUUCACAAACAGAAGAAAACCACAGCAUCUUACAGAUUGGUAGAAAUAUAACUUAUAUGAGACAUUAUCUUCAUAAAUUUCUUCACAAUAAUGAUUCCAGGCCUUUCUUAAUGUAUAUUGGAUUCCAUGAUCCACAUCGUUGUGGUCAUGUACAUCCUGAAUUUGGAUCAUUUUGUGAGAAGUUUGGUAAUGGUGAACCUGGUAUGGGUGUAAUACCAGAUUGGAAGCCAGUAUCAUAUAAUACUGAUGAUAUACUGGUACCAUAUUUUAUACAGAAUACUGAAAUAGCUAAACAAGAUAUUGCUGCUCAAUACACUACUAUUAGUCGUUUAGAUCAAGGAAUAGGAUUAAUGAUAAAAGAAUUAGAAUUAGCUGGUGUAUUAGAUGAUACAUUGAUUAUAUAUUCCUCUGAUAAUGGUAUUCCCUUUCCUAAUGGUCGAACUAAUUUAUAUGAUGCUGGUAUGGCCGAACCUAUGUUAAUAUCUUCACCAUCUGAUACACAUAGAUGGGGACAGAAAAGUGAAGCUAUGGUGAAUUUAGUUGAUAUUGUUCCAACAGUUUUAGAAUGGUUUGGACUGGAUUAUCCAACAUAUAAACUUAAUAAACAGAUAGUUAAACUGACAGGAAAAUCUUUACUACCAAUAUUACAUGAAGAACCUACUAGUGGGUGGAAUAGUGUGUAUGCCAGCCAUGAUUUACAUGAAGUAACUAUGUAUUAUCCUAUGAGAGUGUUACGUAAAAGACAAUAUAAACUCAUACAUAAUAUUAACUAUAAGAUGCCUUUUCCAAUAGAUCAAGAUUUCUAUUUAUCUCCUACAUUCCAAGAUUUAUUAAAUAGAACUAGACAUAAAAAGAAUCUCAACUGGACUAAAAGUUUAAAAUCCUAUUACUACAGACCACAAUGGGAACUGUAUAACAUUAUAAAUGAUCCUCAAGAAUUGAAGAAUCUAGCCUAUAACAAACAAUUUAUUGAUGUAUUGAGAAGUUUAAAGGUAGAACUUAAUCAGUGGCAGAAUAUUACUAAUGAUCCAUGGAUAUGUGCCCCAGGUGGUGUUCUAGAAGCUUCAGGAACCUAUAAAUACACUCCAUCAUGUCUUCCUCUAGACAAUGAUACAGAGGAACAAUAUGAUGAAUCUGAAUAUACUAUCAGUGUGGUGUGA